CUGCCAAGCUCAUGACCCCGGAAGUCGAGCUUCCUGCUCUACGAAUACCAGGCAGACCACGGCGGUAUGACCAUGCCGGCCUCCGCUUGAUCUUAGGCGUACCAUGGAGGUCCGUAGCUUCCUUGGCAUGCGCGGCGGGUAGUUGAACAAAAUGUCACCCCUCCUUCGACGCGACGAAGGCGAUCCUUCCUCGAUGCCAGGAAUGGAUAUGAGCAUGGAUCCCGACUCUCCCUCGUCCUCAUUUGGAGAAGGCAUGUCCACCGCCUUCUACGCCUCAACCGACACCUCCCCCUCUCUCUGGCUCAGCGCCUUCACCCCCACCUCUCCCGGCGCAGUAGCAGCUGCCUGCCUAGCCCUUGCAGUACUGGCGUGUGCCUAUCGCCUGUUGAAUGCGCUUGAGCGACUACUCGUGCGAGGGUGGACUGAGCAGGCCCUGAAGAGGGAUAGGGUGAGAGAGGAAAGGAGGAUAAGAGGUGGGGGAAGGAACACACUGCCGCAAGGAUCGGAAGAUGAUGGUACGAUGGACCGGGAGCAGGGAGGGAGGAGGAGACGCAAGCGUGGUGGACCAGGCUGGUGGGCAGAGGUAGGCGUACCUCGCGGUCUAUACCAAGUGCUCCUCUCCGGCGUCGGCUACCUCCUCAUGCUAUCAGUCAUGACCUUCAACGUCUACUACUUCAUCUCGAUCCUCCUAGGUCUCGGGCUCGGUGAAUCCCUCUUUGGAAGGUUUGGUCGCUCUCCGCCUUCCCACCAACGCCCAAGUGCUUCUUCCUCCGGCGCAGCAGGUACAGAAUGCUCGUCCUCUUCCUCGGGCGGGUUCCGCUCCUUUUCAGGCGAAGGCAGCCCGCUAGAGCUGGACGGGACACGACUCGAGGAGCUGAACGAGAGGGGAAAGAGAUACGAAGGGGGUCAAGCUGGUGGGGGAAGGAGAGAGGAGGGGGAUCACAACAGUGCCCUGCGAAGGCCACUCUUGCUGCGAGGCGAUGGGAUGGCCACGGCCACUAGCACUGACAACCGCACUGGGACGCUGAGUUCUACGUCGAGUGGGAGCAGCGUCAAAGUCCAAGGUACGGAGGGUACAGAGGACCAGGAGCAGGCUCACCAGAUGGGAAUUGGGGUAGCCAGAUAAGCACGCCGAGGUAGUAUACCACCUUGCAGAAAUCCCUCCUUAGCGCACGAGGUCUUUGUCUUGAUAAGUGACAUACUCUUUAUGCAAU
This is a messenger RNA of Microstroma glucosiphilum, 1214 nucleotides long. RefSeq lists its product as hypothetical. Gene Ontology annotation, biological process: intracellular copper ion homeostasis; copper ion transmembrane transport. Bases 152 to 1126 code for a protein of 324 amino acids. Gene Ontology annotation, molecular function: copper ion transmembrane transporter activity. The transcript is spliced from 3 exons. Gene Ontology annotation, cellular component: plasma membrane. Lineage: Eukaryota; Fungi; Basidiomycota; Exobasidiomycetes; Microstromatales; Microstromataceae. The record is from RefSeq and is a predicted model, not a curated record.